This is a messenger RNA of Protopolystoma xenopodis, 303 nucleotides long. Lineage: Eukaryota; Metazoa; Platyhelminthes; Monogenea; Polystomatidea; Polystomatidae. The record is from the annotation of a GenBank genome assembly.
AUGGGUGGACGGGACCUCAACUGUAGCCGGGUCUCGGGGACACAAGCGGGUGUGUGUUACCAAAAUGUGCAGGUGAAACGGCGGGACGAGGCAUUCCGGAGAUUGGCGGUGGAGAGAGAACGAAUCUGUCGCCCUGAACACAUGUCCUUGAGGUGUUCUUGUCUCUGUUGUUAUGUUCUUGUAAAUGUAGACACUUGCGCAUCCCCGCAGGGGCCGGAAUCUCUCUCCUCGGCCUGCCCGUCUGACCGCCUGCUCCUGCUCUCUUCCUCACAGGCUCGCUCCACGGACUUUUUGGGCAGAUGA